AAAGAAUGGUCAAAAUGCUAGCAAUGCUGGUGGUGGAGGAAAAGGUGGAAUUCUUGUAAUGGAUUCAUCUAAUGGAGGAGUAGUAGUACAACCAGAAGUAGAUUAUAGCUGCAACAAAGCUGCUCUGGCUCACCAGUCUCCUUGUAUGAUGCUUCUCCUGGAUGAGGUGGUGAACUACGAGACCUUGUACCAUCUCUGUUUUGACAAAUACGGGAACUACGUGCUGCAGUACAUUUUGACUUUUGGCCGCCCCAGCGACUUGGGCAAGGUUCGCGAGACCGUGUCGAAGCAUUUGGUCGAAUUCUGUUGCCACAAGUUUGCUUCCAACAUUACCGAGAAAACUAUCGACUGCCUCUCCGCCAAUGGCAACAGCGAGGCUUUAGAGAAAAUGGCGGACCAAAUCAUGCGACAAGACGGCAAACUCCUCUCCAUCACAACCGACUCGUUUGGCAAUUACAUCAUCCAGAAAAUGAUGCAAGUCCUGCCGCAGAUGCCCUUGACCAGAAUGAUGGAUCUGCUCUAUGUCAAUUUGCGCCGCAUCGAGCGCUCCCCGUACGGCAAACACAUUGUUUACCUCUUGAAAGAAGGCGGCUACAUGAAACCCGAAGUAGUAGAUAAGGCGAUUGGAAAAGUAGGAGAUCUUCAACCGCAUAAUAUUAAAGAUAAAGAAAAUGCAGCUCAACAUGCUGAUCAUGCUCAAGGACAAAUUAUGAGCAAAAGUAGAGAAGUUCACAACAAGGCAAAGGCAAUCGGAAUCAAGGGAGGUCACCACGGUCGCAACGGAACGUCGAAUGCAGCAGGAUACCAACUACAAGGUGCAGCAACCUCUCAUCGAUACCAAGCAGGAGGUCAACAUCAAUUAUACCAAAGAACUCCUGGUGGACAUCUUGGAAACGCUGGCCAUUUUGGAGGACAUUUUGGAGGAGGACAGAACGGUAGUGCAGCUAAGAGUUGUUCUCCCAAUUCUCGGUUUUUUGAUCAUCAGCAGAGCUAUGCAGCAAGCGAUCAACAACCAGUACAUCAGCAGGAUCACAAUAGUUACAACAUCAACAGGGAACAACACGUCGGAACCUUCGGCGGUGGAUAUAAUCAUUACAAUCAUGAUUACAACCAUUACAACAGUACAACAACUGGUGGCGUUCUCGGAUAUAAUCACACUUCUCACGAGCAGCAAGAGUAUCAUGAUGUUGAUCCAAACGACUACUACCACCAUGGCUUCAACACAACAAGGGAUGAGGACUUGGGCAACUCACGACUCGCUGGAGGUUCGCCCGGAUAUCCCCACCACGCUGGUAGUGAUUACAACCAUGCAGCUCCAACAGGUUGUAGAACUUCAGUGCCACGAGGACCUUCAUCCUCACCGCAUCGCCAACACCAUCAAUCUACCUAUGAUCGUGCAGGUAGUUCCUGCUCUUCUUACGGAGCAGGAGCUGCACCACCUCCUGUCCCGUCUUUUUUAGAACAAAGAGGCGCCGCCAAUAUUGCAAACACAGCAGGAACGUCUCGAGCGGGUGACAUGUAUUCUGCUUUAAACCCACACCGAACGGCGAAAGGAGGACCACGUGGUAAGCAAAAAUGUGGAGGAGGAUACAGCUUGAUGCACAUGCAAUGA
This is a messenger RNA of Amoebophrya sp. A25, 1612 nucleotides long. Lineage: Eukaryota; Dinophyceae; Syndiniales; Amoebophryaceae. The record is from the annotation of a GenBank genome assembly.